Messenger RNA from Cooperia oncophora, 438 nucleotides. NCBI's taxonomy places the organism in Eukaryota, Metazoa, Nematoda, Chromadorea, Rhabditida, Trichostrongylidae. The record is from the annotation of a GenBank genome assembly.
AUGGCGAUGUAUUCAUCUAGAACAGCUACGAUCGGUUCUCCCACAACAAACAUGCAAUUGCUGGACAAAGCCGUUGAACUACGGGAUUCUCAAAUUCUAAAUAUUCAAUCCUAUCAAAAAAUGAUUUGGCAACGUCGUUUCAUGGCUAUAGCCACGGUGAUAGCUUGGAUUGCAGUCGUUGUUCUGAUAGCUGCCUUAGCAACACCAAAUUGGGCUGUAUUAGACUUUAUGAAUACAGAAUACCAACAAGUUCAUGUGCAGCUUGGUGUCUGGGGUGAAUGGCGAACCGUGAAGAACUUCACGCAUAAAACUGUUGAAUGGAUUCCUCACUUUCCAACGCCGCCGGAAAAUGUCGUCCGUUUGGCGGACGCCGAUCUCAAGCGUGAGUUUGUUUGCAGUCAACAGCCCGUUUAUCUUUGUCUAGAUAAAACUCACUAA